Molecule: messenger RNA, 5032 nt
Organism: Danio rerio (zebrafish)
Lineage: Eukaryota; Metazoa; Chordata; Actinopteri; Cypriniformes; Danionidae
Gene: kdm4c
Product: lysine (K)-specific demethylase 4C
Biological process (GO): DNA-templated transcription; regulation of DNA-templated transcription
Cellular component (GO): nucleus
Molecular function (GO): histone H3K9me2/H3K9me3 demethylase activity; histone H3K9 demethylase activity; metal ion binding
Source: RefSeq, marked validated
CUGUCAUGAAGUAGAACAGCUGGGGAUUUAAAGGGACUGGACUGCGUGCCCACGAUCACACUACACUGAGGUCAAGCCUCUGGGAGGCAGGAGAGAGUGGUCAGGAUGGCAGGUGUUGGGGCAAGUGCCCCUGCAAACCCUGCCUGUAAAAUCAUGACCUUCAGACCCACCAUGGAGGAGUUUAAGGAUUUCAACCAGUACCUGGUUUAUAUGGAGUCUCAGGGAGCUCAUCGUGCUGGUCUGGCCAAGGUAAUUCCACCCAAGGGCUGGAAGCCACGUCGCAAUUAUGAUGAUAUUGAUGAUUUUGUUAUUCAAGCACCUAUUCAGCAGAUGGUAGCUGGCCAAUCAGGACUCUUCACCCAGUACAACAUCCAGAAGAAGCCGCUCACUGUGCAAGAAUUCCGCAGACUGGCUAACAGUGACAUGUACUGUACACCGCGCUAUCUGAACUAUGAAGACCUGGAGAGGAAGUAUUGGAAGAAUCUGACAUUCGUCUCGCCCAUAUAUGGUGCUGAUGUGAGCGGCACACUCUAUGAUGAGGACAUUGAAGAGUGGAACAUUGGCCACUUGAAUUCAGUCUUGGACGUGAUCGAGGAGGACUGCGGUGUGUCCAUCCAGGGAGUAAACACACCCUAUCUCUACUUUGGGAUGUGGAAAACCAGCUUUUCCUGGCACACAGAGGAUAUGGACCUCUACAGCAUUAACUACCUGCACUUUGGCGAACCCAAAUCCUGGUAUGCCAUCCCUCCAGAACAUGGAAAGAGACUUGAGCGGCUUGCUAUAGGUUUCUUUCCAAACAGCUUUAAAAGCUGUGAGGCGUUCCUGAGACACAAGAUGACACUGAUAUCCCCCUCUGUACUCAAGAAAUACAGCAUACCAUUUGAUAAGAUAACACAGGAAGCGGGAGAGUUUAUGAUCACAUUUCCUUAUGGUUACCACGCUGGCUUUAACCACGGCUUCAACUGUGCUGAAUCCACCAAUUUCGCCAGUAUCCGGUGGAUAGAUUAUGGAAAACUGGCUACGCAGUGUACAUGCAGUAAGGAUAUGGUGAAGAUCUCCAUGGAUCCAUUUGUUAGACGAUUUCAGCCGGAUCGAUACGAGAUGUGGACGCAAGGCAAAGAUUCAUGCUCCCUGGAUCACACUCUGCCUACACCAAGCACUACACCAGAGCUGCAGAGCUGGCUUCAGAGACGGCGAAGGAAAACACCCUCCACCAGUCUCCAUGCGCCUCGUUCAUGCUCCAAACGACUGAAGACGGUGGACUCUGCACCGGUAAAGGGAAGCGGUCGAAGGAGUAGAUCAGCAGCCUUAACUGCUAAAAACAAGGAAGAGGAAGAGGAAGACCCAGUGAAACACCAGAAAGAAUCACAGUACUCAAGUGAAUUAAAAGGGCUUGCUGGUCGACAAAUGUGUGUUGUUAAAGUAACAAGAGUGGAGAGCGACUUGCUGGCACAGUCUACAAGACAAGUCAAAGAAGCUUCCCCUGAGCGACUCUUGACCCCUACUCUCACCACCACAUCCAGCCAAAAUGACCCUGAUGCGGGCCACACAAGCUCCCAGACGUCUUUAAUAUUGGAUGAAGGACAAGUAUCCAAAAACACAAACUCCACCGCCCAGUCUGAGCCUGAAUCAACCUCAGAGAGUGACAUCAUUGUGGAUGUGACUCUAGGCUCAGAAAGAACUGCUGAGAAUCCUAAUCAAACAUUAAACUGUGAAUCUGUCUCAGAAACCAUUGCACCUUCUAUUCCUGUGACCCAUUCACUUACACUCCACUCCACUGGUGCUACAGUUUUAUUUUCGGAAAGUGAUUCCCAACAAGCUAAAAUUGAAACGGAAGAGACAGUCAUUGAUACCUUGACCGAGGACAGCAUCGAUUGCGGCACGUCAGCACUUUACAAGGAGCAAAGCUCAAUCAGUCUAGACCCUGCUCUUCAGGGUUCAGAACCUUCCAUGAAUAGAACAAACUCUGAAAUCCAAACUACGCCAUUUUGUGAAAUGCCUCUUCUAAUGCCCGAGCUCAUUGAAGAGAGAGUCAAUCCUCAGUGUCUCGCACCUGAAAUGCCCUCGCUGACUCUCGCUAUCCGACCGGACUCCGCAAAUCAUCAACCUUACAACAGUGCACCCAUCCUCCAUUUGGAAAAAUCACACUCACCUCCUGUUAUAACGGAUGAAGUGAGAGGUUGUUCUGAAAGAGUUUGUCCGGAUUGGCCCUUUAUUUUACCAAAAGAAGGUGUGAGCCAAUCACAUAAGUCAAUCUCAGACAGCUUCAAAGCAAAACCAACAUCUGCUUCCUUUGCUCCACAAUGGGGGACGCCAGAGGAGUCCAAACAAGAAGGAAAUAUACACAAAUGCACAUCAACAGACCAGACCACUCAACAUGAAUCCGUUUCGAACUGUACAACCCCUACUCGCAGUAUUUUGCAAAGUUCUGCAACAACACGCAUGGAUUUUAUAGACUCUAAAAUGAUUGAAGGAGUGGGCAAAGAAACUUCUCGAUGUAUCGAAGAGCAGUCCAGCUCUCUCACGUCCUCCCAGAGCAACUUUGCAGAAUCCAAACCCUUCACAAUUUGGAAAAACCUCAGCUCCGAUAACCCUGCGGUGCUCAUCGAGAGUUUGCAGCCCGAGUUGGUAGUAGGUCUUACCGCAGACUAUGCCCAUGAUUCGUUACCGUACACCAUGUGGUCAGAGUCAGGGUGCCAACAAGAAAAGUUCUCAGAUUCUCCAAACUCUUCACCUCACACCCAGACCUGGACCAACCUGGAGCCCAUUCCCAUGCAGUGUUCUGAUACAGAAGUGUCUGAAAACGCACCCUUAGAUCUUAAGCAGGAGAACGAGGAGGUGGAACCGGCUGAAUCGUGCGAGCUGAAUGAGCAGGCGGGCUCUCAGGAACCUCAGGAAAGAGAGUUUAAAAUUCAGGAGUAUUACAGAAGUGUGAAAUCAGAACACGAUGGGUCUGUGAGCGACUCCGAUUCGUGUGAAUCAGGAGAUAAGGGUGCUGACAGCAGCAGUGAAUCCAGUGAGGAGAACCCCAUGAGUGAUCCAGAGUAUGUGGAAACGGGUCUGGAACCAGGGGAAGUCUGUACAUAUCAUAUGCAAACGGUUAAGAAGACUGCCAAGAGUUGGCGUCACCCCCUCAGAAAACCCACAGCGAGAGCAGUGCCCAGUGCUGUCAAACAGCAGGCUGCCAGCGAUGAUGAGGUUAUAGAGGAGUGUGCGAGUGAAGAAGAUGAGCCAGAAACUGAGGAAUGGGCAAAACCAUUAGUGCAUCUCUGGCAACACAGAAAAGCCCAUUUUCAGUAUGAACGAGAAUACAACAUGACCGCUGCAAAAAACGCUCCACACUGUGCUGUCUGCACACUUUUCAUGCCAUACCAUCAGCCUGAGAACUUGGAGGAGAGAAGGCCUGAGGUGUCAAUGGGGUCAUGUUCCCUGGACGCAGGCUCAAGAUCACGACCUCUGAUCCCUGAAAUCUGCUUUGCGUACCAGGAGGGUCCAUGCCCGUUGAACACACUACUGGAGGAAGAUGGAUCCAGCCCUCUUGUGGUCUGCAGCAGCUGCUGUGUUCAAGUUCAUGCCAGUUGCUAUGGUGUUUCUGCUCAGGAUGUUGGCCCAGUGUGGACUUGUGACCGGUGUGUGAGUGAAGAUCUGGCAGCUGGAUGUUGUUUGUGCAACCUGAGGGGAGGUGCAUUAAAAAGAACCUCAGAUGACAGAUGGGUCCAUGUCAUGUGUGCGGUGGGGCUCCCUGAGGUGAAGUUCAUUGAUGUGGUGAAAAGAGCUCCUAUUGACAUCAGUGCCGUACCUGUACAGAGAUAUAAACUUAAGUGUAUUUAUUGCCGUAACAGGAUAAAACGGCUGUCUGGAGCUUGUAUUCAGUGCUCGUGUGGCCGUUGCCCGACCUCGUUCCAUGUCACCUGUGCUCAUGCAGCUGGAGUGCCCAUGGAGCCUGAUGAUUGGCCGUAUGUGGUCUUCAUCACCUGUCACAGACACCAGUCACGGAGCUCCAGUGCUAAAGUAAAAGUUAGCAAAAGCGAAUUAGAAGUGGGCCAGACGGUGAUCUCCAAACACAAAAACCUCCGGUACUACAGCUCACGUAUUACUCAGGUCACGGCCCAGACAUUUUACGAGGUCAUGUUCGAUGACGGCUCCUUCAGCAAUGAUACAUUCCCUGAAGACAUUGUGAGCAGAGACUGUGCUUUGCUUGGCCCUCCUGAAGUUGGGGAGACAGUUCAGGUGAAGUGGCCUGAUGGACUUUUAUAUGGAGCCAAAUAUCUUGGCUCGAACACUUCAUAUAUGUAUCAGGUGGAGUUUGAAGAUGGAUCCCAAGUAUUGGCAAAGCGAGAGGACAUUUACACACUCAAUGAAGACCUGCCCAAAAAAGUCAAAGGUCGUUUGUCCACGGCAUCCAGCAUGCGUUUCCAGGAUGCAUUCUUCACCACACAAGGUGAAAGGAAAAGACGACGCACACCGAAUUCUCGAUUCCAGACGGAUUACAUUGCCCAUAUCAGUCCUCGAACCUUUGCCAGGUUGUCAGAAACCCGCAGUAAAGCCAACUAAUGGAGUUAAAAGAGCCCUUAAAUAAGAAAAGGAGCUGCUUUCAAUUAUGUUUGAAGAUUGUACAUCACUGAGAUCAGGAUUUUUCAAAGCGGCAAAAGUGGUCUCAUAUGUCAGGGACAAGAAUGUUUUUCUAAAUUAGAAGUUUUCCUGUUAUAUUUCAGAGGUUUUUUCUAGCCUCGAAUGGUAUUCUGUAGCAUCGUACUCUUGUCAUUUCCUUUCAUCACUGCUGAGACUAAUUUUACCCGCAUGCUUUUUUUUUGUAAAUGAUUUGUCGUGUACCGUCAUGCACCAUUCCUAGUCACUGAUGUUAUUAGUGUUGAGCUUACAAUUGUAUAAAUAAAAAAAAUGCUACUGAUGUCCGGCAAAGCACAUGUCACCUUUUACUUAAAAUAUUGAUCUCUGUAUUCAUUUGGCAUUCUUUCUUUUCUAUGUGGUGCUGCUGAAAAAAUAAAUAAAUAAAGAAGUGUUUGCUUUGUGA